AUGGACACGUCGUCAACCCUCGCGACGAGCGCCACCCCGACAAUUCCCGCCGAACAGCUUGCCGCACUUACAUCGCUGCUGUCGGGACUCACCGCUGCCGCUUCCGGCACUACCGCACCCGCCACGACAUCCGGCUCCAAUCGCAAUGCCUUCCCGAAGCAUGCGCGGUUGGACGGGCCGAAGACGUUCGCGAACUGGACACGCCAGCUUCGCCUGUGCCUAGCGGACGACAUCCGCUCCUACGUCCUCGACGGAAUCACCCCCGACGAUUGGACGCCUUCGCAACGCUCCGCCCGCGACGUCGUGGCACGCGAGAUCCUUGCAAACUCAAUCGACUCGGCCGAAGUCUCGGCAGUCCUCGACAAGAUCCCUACGGCCGACCUCACAGCGCCCAAGAUUUACUCGACGCUGAAAUCGCGAUACGCCCCUGAUGACGCCACUCGCACGCUCGAGCUCUUCUCGCGACUCUGGGGCUUCCGACCCAUGCCCGGAACGGUUGGCGAAUUUGACAGUUGGAUCAUGGACUUCAAGUCGGUCGCGCAAGAGAUCAUCGAUACGAAAACGACGAUCAACGACGUCCUUGCCACACUCCUCCUCGCGAUCGCCCACCCGUCACUCGAGAGCUUCAAGGCAACGUUCACCGACGAACAACGCACGCAACGAACUCUCCCUGACAUCGAUUCAGUGGCCGACCGUAUGCGAGUUCAACUCCGGUCAACGAACCUCUCCAACGAUCAAUCGGCCCUCCUUGCCUCGUCGUCGCCACGUUCUACCCGUACCAAGUGCCUCGCCUGUCGCAGCCCUUCUCACCGCGUCGCACAAUGCCCUACAAGGGCCCAGCAUCCACCGCCAGGCCCGUGUCGCUCCUGCAAGAAGAAGGACCACUGGUCUUUCGACUGCAAAAAGGCUCUUGAGGACGGGAAAACGCCCGACACCUCUGAUGCGCAACACCAUGUCGGAUGUCUCGCCACCGGUCUUCUCGCACAUCGUCGUCAGCUUCGCAACAACUCCUUCGUCGUCGACUCGGGUGCCACUUCGCACAUGGUCUCGGACAAGUCGCUGUUCACGGCCUAUCGCCACAUCGCUCCUACGAAGAUUGGUGGUAUUGCAGGGGGCAUCAACGCCGUCGGAACGGGAAACAUCGCCUUUGUUGCCGCCUCCGGUCACCCGAUCACGCUUACCGGCGUGCUGCACACCCCGGGCCUGUCUGUCAACCUCCUCUCGGUCUCUCGACUUUGCGACACCGACGAUGUCCGUGUCGCCUUCACGAAGCACGGCAUCCAUAUCGACAAGAACGGCAAUGCUAUCGCUGAAGGCGCAAGACUCGAGGAAGGGCUCUACUUGCUGGACGCUGAUCAUUCCAAAUGUCAGCAUCUCGCUCUCCUCUCUCGCUCACAGUCUUCCGUGCCCCUGCUGACCCUUCACCGCUGCCUCGGCCAUCUCGCACCGUCGUCCAUACAGAAGAUGGUUGCCGCUGGUUUGCUGGAAGGUCUCGGGGCCGGAUAUAGUGACGAAGAGGUAGAGAAGUUUGUCUGCAAUGCUUGCCUCAGUGCAAAGGGCCAUCGUCUUCCUUUUCCCGAUUCGGACUCGCACUCCUCAGAGAGACUCGGCCUCGUACACAGCGAUGUGCUUUCCUUUCCCGAGUCGUCCUUGACUGGCAAGCGUUACCUGGUCACGUUUCUUGACGACUUCUCGCGCAAACUGUGGGCAUACGCGAUCGGACACAAAAGCGAAGUCUUUGGCGUGUUCAAGACAUGGCUUGCCGAGGUCGAACUCGAGACGGAUGCAAAACUGAAGGUCCUCCGAACCGACAAUGGUGGCGAAUACUGUUCGAGAGCGUUCACGGAAUUCUGUAAGGCACGCGGCACACGUCGACAAUACUCUAUCCCUCGAACGCCUCAACAGAACGGUCGUGCCGAACGAGUCAAUCGUUCUAUCGUCGAAGGUGUCCUUGCCCUCCUUGCAGACGCCCACUUACCCAAAUCAUUCUGGGAGGAGGCAGCAGCUUAUUUCGUCUACUGCAAGAACCUGUGCGAACACUCGGCCCUGGACAAGGCAACACCGAACUUCGCCUGGCAGGGCGACCGCACCAACGCCUCGGCGCUUCACCCGUUCGGCUGCACGGCUUGGCUCACAGUCGCGCCUGAACUUCGCUCGAAACUCGACCCGAAAGCGGUUCGCGUUCUCUUCACCGGCUAUGACCUGGCUUCUAAAGCCUUCCGUUUCUACGACACGACGACCAAGAAGAUCAGUUUGGGCAGAAAUGCCAGGUUCCUCGACAACGAAUUUCCCGGGUUACGUAGCGACUCCACCGAGCAAGACGCCGACACGCACUUCGCCAGCGCUUGCCCGACCACCGAAUUAUUCGAUCAACUCUACUACGUCAGCGAUGUAGUUAUAGCCAAGAGUGAUCAAUGCAUUUCAACAUACCUAUUCGAUCAACUCUACUACGUCAGCGAUGUAGUUAUAGCCAAGAGUGAUGAAUAG
Molecule: messenger RNA, 2487 nt
Organism: Microbotryum saponariae
Lineage: Eukaryota; Fungi; Basidiomycota; Microbotryomycetes; Microbotryales; Microbotryaceae
Source: the annotation of a GenBank genome assembly